This is a messenger RNA of Adineta steineri, 474 nucleotides long. NCBI's taxonomy places the organism in Eukaryota, Metazoa, Rotifera, Eurotatoria, Adinetida, Adinetidae. The record is from the annotation of a GenBank genome assembly.
AUGGUAAAAAUCUCAGCAUCGACAUGGAAUAAGGGACAAUUUUGUCAAGAAGUAGUAGAUCAACAUAAUGCAUAUCGAAUGGGAAACUGUGCUAGUCCUUUAAAACGUAAUACUACACUUGAUGCAAUAGCACAGAAAUGGAGUGAUGAACUUGCUUUAACUGGAAAAUUUGUUCAUAGUAAUACAACUGAAUAUGGUGAAAAUAGUUAUAAAAAAACACCAUUUAAUUUUGAUAAAGAAAAUGGUUCAAUGCCAGUUAUUGCUUGGUGUAGUGAAAGCUCAAAUUAUACCGUGAGUAAACCUCAACUUGCACUACAUUUUACACAAGUUGUUUGGAAAAAUACUACAAUGAUAGGUGUAGGUGCUUCUGUAACUAAAGAUAAAGGUAUUGUUGUCGUAUGUAAUUAUUACACAAGAGGUAAUUAUGAAAACCAAUUUGCUGCCAAUGUUGGUUGUCCAUCACCAAAAUCAUAG